AUGCCGUCGGUUUCGAAAGCGGCGGCGGCGGCGCUGAGCGGGUCCCCCCCGCAGACUGAGAAGCCGACCCACUACAGGUAUCUAAAGGAGUUUAGGACAGAGCGGUGCGCCCUGUUUGUACAGCACAAGUGCGCCCACCACAGGCCAUUUACCUGUUUCCAUUGGCAUUUCCUAAACCAGCGCCGACGCAGACCACUCCGCAGGCGCGAUGGCACCUUCAACUACAGCCCCGACGUAUACUGCACCAAGUAUGACGAGGCCACGGGUGUGUGCCCCGACGGUGAUGAGUGCCCGUACCUGCACCGCACAACAGGGGACACGGAGCGCAAGUACCACCUCCGUUACUACAAGACGGGGACCUGCAUCCACGAGACAGACGCCCGGGGCCACUGUACCAAGAACGGGUUGCACUGUGCCUUUGCACACGGGCCCCUGGACCUUCGGCCGCCCGUGUGUGACGUUCGGGAAUUGCAGGCUCAGGAAGCCCUACAGAACGGCCAGCUCGCAGGUGGGGACGGCCUCCUGGACCUGCAGCCUGGGGUCCUAGCCAGCCAGGCCAUGAUCGAGAAGAUCCUGGGUGAGGAUCCCCGGUGGCAAGACAAUAGCUUUGUGCUGAGCUGUUACAAGACAGAGCAGUGCCUGAAGCCACCGCGCCUCUGCCGCCAGGGCUACGCCUGCCCACACUUCCACAACAGCCGUGACAGGAGACGUGACCCCCGCAGGUUCCAGUACAGGUCCACGCCCUGCCCCAGCGUGAAGCAUGGAGAUGAAUGGGGUGAGCCCUCGAGGUGUGACCGCGGGGACAGCUGCCAGCAUUGCCACUCGCGCACGGAGCAGCAAUUUCACCCCGAGAUCUACAAAUCGUCAAAAUGCAACGACAUGCGCCAAACCGGCUCCUGUCCCCGGGGCCCCUUCUGUGCCUUCGCACAUGUUGAAAAGAGCAUCGGACUCUCCAGCGACUGGGGCUGCCGCGAUCCGAACGCCACCAGCAAUCCCACAGCCGACAGUGGACCACUGGGAAACGCAAAGCGGAGAGACUCGCCCGCGGAAGGUGGCCAGAAAGCCAGUGAUCCCAGCAGCAAGCAGAACCACCUCACCGUACUCGCCAUGGUCCGCCCGCUCACCUCUGCGGCCCGGUCCGGGGCCUCCUCGCCAACAGUGUUGUCUGCCCUGGAUGCCCGAGCCCUCCUGCUGGACCCCAUAAGUAACACGGUCGAGUCAGUCCUCGGUUCGGCUUUAGAUCUCCAUUUUAGUGACAUAAAUAUCGCAUCUCUAGACAAAGACCUGGAAGACCAGAACAGCGAACCUGGGCUAGCAAGUCACGGGCUGCUCGGGGACUCAGCACCAGUCGCCAUCCCAGGCCCCCUGACGCGUUCGUCAUCCCUGCUCUCAUCCUCAUCACUGUCCACCUCCCCGCUCAGCUCGCUCUCCCAGUCUCUGUCGGGGCCUCUGGUCUCUUCGGCCAUGACGCCCCCCCAGCAGCCCCCACCAACCCCGAAGUCAGAGCCUGGAGGCCUGGGUUCCUCAGCUUCCACCAGCUCCUUAGGUUUAAACGGCGUCCCCGGGAGCAUCUGGGACUUUGUUUCCGGCAGCUUCUCCCCCAGCCCCUCCCCGAUCCUGAGCGUCGGGCCUGCGGCCACCUCCACCGGAAGCCCAGGCGCUGCAGAGCUAGUGCGCGUGCGUCGGCAGCUGGACGAGGCUAAGCGCAGAAUCCGGCAGUGGGAGGAGUCCUGGCAGCAGGUGAAGCAGGCCUGUGACGCCUGGCAGCGCGAGGCCCGCGAGGCCCAGGAGCGCGCUAGGGCUGCGGAUAGUGACAGGCAGGCGGCGCUACAGCGCAAGGAGGAGGCAGAGGCGCAGGUCAUCGUCCAGCUGCAGGCAAAGCAGUGCCUGGCAUGUCGGGAGCAGGCCCGCAACGGCGUCUCGCAGCCCUGCCCACACCGCGUUCUCUGUGAGCCAUGUGCUGCCAGCGCACCUCCCUGCCCCUACUGCAAUGGGCAGCCAUCCCUAGAGAUCUGGAAGAAGCGCAAGCUGUUUCCUGGGUUGUCUUCAACUCUCAGAGUCUGCCCAGAGUGGCGGAUGCAGGUGCAUGCCCCCGGGGCCGGGAGUAAUGGCGGUACAUCUCUGUCCGCCUCCGGCUUUGCCAAAGACUUUUAA
Chrysochloris asiatica (Cape golden mole) is the source of this 2154-nucleotide messenger RNA. RefSeq names its product unkempt family zinc finger-like (gene UNKL). Lineage: Eukaryota; Metazoa; Chordata; Mammalia; Afrosoricida; Chrysochloridae. The coding region runs from base 1 to 2154 and encodes 717 amino acids. The record is from RefSeq and is a predicted model, not a curated record. Gene Ontology annotation, molecular function: metal ion binding. The transcript has 16 exons.